AUGAAUAAUAUCGAUUCAGUGGAUCCUGCUCUUCUUCGAUCAGGUCGAAUAGACGCUACCAUCGAGGUAGGAGUACCUGACGAUCAAGAACGUCUUCAAAUAUUUAGUAUAUAUACAAAACCAUUACUUCGUAAUGGAAUACUACAAGUUGAUAUCGAUAUCAAUUACAUUAUUCGCCAUUGUGAAGGAUUUACACGUGCUCAAAUAGAACAUAUUAUACGUUUAGCUAUAUACAAUGCAAUGCGUCGUGAUAUUGUGGAUAAAAGACGUAUUGAGAUUACGUACGAAGAAGCUGAUCAGUUGCAAAUAUGCAACCAAGACUUCAUACUUGCACUUUCUAAAUUAUCAAACUUAUCUCCAUCACUUACUACUGAAUGUUCAUUAAUUAAUAUGGCUAAAUUGAAAUAUAAUGAAAUUUGA
Messenger RNA from Rotaria sordida, 420 nucleotides. Lineage: Eukaryota; Metazoa; Rotifera; Eurotatoria; Philodinida; Philodinidae. The record is from the annotation of a GenBank genome assembly.